UGACCGACAAACGCUGCUCGAUUGCUCUGGUCUGUGAGAUGCAGAUGCGCUCUCUUGAUACGGGCGCUCGCCUACAGCCUUCACGAAAUUAUACUUUACACUAAAAUAGCACGUAGGCUCACAUUAUCCAUGGACAAAUCCUGCACAAAACGGUCGGCCUAUAAUGCCCCGGCGUGAGGGGAGCGGCUAAGCAGGAGAUGGGCUGCACUUCGGCCAAGCAGGUGUCGGCCGUGCCCAACGGUGAAGAUGGCCGGAAUAAAGCCCAGAGCAAUGGGGAGAUCCUCUCAGACGAGUACAGGAUGAAAGGGGCCGAGCAAGAGAGGUAUGCCGGCGGGGAGCAGGAGCGAGAGGACGGUCAGGAGGACUGCACGGAGAAAAGUGCCCUGCUGGGUAAAGGCCAGCACACGGAGGAUAAUGGAUCCAAUGGAAAGAUACUAAGCAUCCACUCCUCAGAGAGCCAGCAGGAAUUCUUCCGUAUGUUAGACGAGAAAAUUGAAAAGGUAAAACUAAGAAAACCGUUUAAAUGUCAGUCAUUUCCAGCCCCCCUUUUAUCUAUUCCAAACGACAUACAAGGCCUAGGAUUAGUGUAUUCCUUCACCCUUUAAAAUAAAAAAUGUCUUGUUUUGUUUUUCCCUACACAGGGGCAAGACUACUGCUCUGAAGGAGAAGACCUGACAUAACACUGUGGUCUGCCCCUCUAGUGUCAAGAGGACCUUCUAGUCCUGCCAGUGGCAUGGGGGUUGAACUGUCCCGACACCUUCCCAUGUCCGCUGGCCCCUUGUAGGCGAGCCCACUGAGAACACAUGGUUGACUGACUGCAACUCAAGCACCUUUUCACCGUUUCUCUUCUACCUGCAACCCCUUCUUUGGAGGAGGGGGGGGGGGGGGGUCGUUAGCACCUCAAUAUCUGCUUGGCUGUUCCCCUGGACUCCUGAAGCAGUGUUCUCCGAUCACGAGCAGCUUUCGUCAUCAUGGUGAUGAGGACUCUUUGCUAGAAUAUUUUAGAACGUCUUGCCGUGUCCUUCCCACCUCCUACCCUGAGAAGCGCACAAGGACACCUUUACUUUUACAAUAAAAACCAUGUCAAUACGAGGAAUAAGACACAAAGCAACCUGGGAACGCAUUCACCCCCCUCCAAUAUCGUUGGCGGACUUGAUGAAUAGCACCCAAUGGCGUUGACGUUAUCGGUGUUGGCGUAAACCAACUUGCAGGAGAUGUAAAUGUAUUCCCACUGUCAAUCCAGCAAAACUACAGAACGUAACGUCCCUAGCUGUCAAGAUGAUGUAAUCUCUAAAUGCAACCAUGUUCAAGAAUAAUAAUCAAUGGGUAGUGCACUUCUUGCAUUCCAAACGUUUUGUUUUGCCAGUAUUACCCUUCUAUACAGUAUGUCUUUUAUACAGUAUGUCAGCCAUAAAUGUACAUAUGUGUUAUCCCGUCCAUGUCUAUUUAUCUUGAGGUGUAGGGUAUGUUUCAAAUAAGUCUCAGGGUUCAUUUGUACUUAUUGUGGUCUCAUGGAGUCAAGUCUUCGCCUCACUUUUACCACCAUGAAAUGAGAAGACGCACUCACAUUUGCAGACACUACCAGUUGGCAGAUAAUGCCCCUUUCCAGUAUCAGUUUGAAUCGCAAAUAUACACAUAAGUUGCAUUUUCUUUCUCAUUUCUGUAUUUCUCUCACCAGAAUAAUGCCACAGUGAAUGUUUUUGUAAGUAUGUUUGAUUUGUUUUUUGUUUUUUUUGUAAAAAUAAAAGUGUUUCCAAGGCCAAUGACAUUGGGAUUCAGAAUAGGAAAUUAAUUCACAACAAGACAACCAAGGCCAUGCGCCUAAAACGAUAAUCGACUAUAUGAUUUGCACAUGAAGUGACUUCAGUUUCUAUCCUUAACAAUAACAUUCCAGUCCUCGUCACAGUUGGCCAUACUUAUGAACAUCACCCAUGGCUUUGUUUUCUCUUAAAAUAUAAUUUCCAACAUGAUUUAAAGUAAACCAUUAGGGUUCCCCUCACACAGGCUGCAAUUUUCUGUCUAAUUUUUACUUCACAAGGAUGGAUCAUGGAAACAUGGAUCGUUACCAUGGUUCCAAAACAGGAUUGCAACAGUGCUUUACUUUCUGCUCUCUGAUGGUCAAUGUUGCUGGUGUCUUUUGCGGUGCUGCCGGCGACCGUGGUCCUGGAUUUGGCCAGCGGGAGGGUCCGGCGUCACAAAGCCAUCAGUCAUCCUCUGGUAAACCAGGGUGGAGUCAGACGCGACCACACACAGCAACAAAGGGAAGCCGCGGCCCAAGACGGUACGCACACUUAGGAAAUACAAAAG
Gadus chalcogrammus (walleye pollock) is the source of this 2307-nucleotide messenger RNA. RefSeq lists its product as uncharacterized. The record is from RefSeq and is a predicted model, not a curated record. NCBI's taxonomy places the organism in Eukaryota, Metazoa, Chordata, Actinopteri, Gadiformes, Gadidae. The transcript has 5 exons. Bases 198 to 605 code for a protein of 135 amino acids.